AUGACUUUGAUUAAGGGCAUACCGGCCAACGGUAAAGUGGCAGUCCUAGGAUCUGGUAUCUCAGGCUUAACAUUCACUUAUUUCCUAUCGAAACUAAGACCUGAUAUAAAGUUUGAUAUCUACGAACGUACCAAUGAAGUUGGAGGAUGGAUCAAAUCACAACAGUUGCAAACACCUACCAAAUCUAUACUAUUGGAAAAGGGUCCCCGAACCUUACGUGGUGUGAGUGAUGGAACAUUAUUGAUUGUUGAUAUCUUGAAACAACUUCAGAAAGAGGAUUCAAUACGAGUUUUAUCGAAGGAUUCAAUUGCCAAUAAGAAAUAUCUCAGUAAUUCUGAUCAUAACAUAGUUCAAGUACCUGAUAGUGUAACAUCAGGAUGGAAGUUCUUAUUAGGGACUAAUAUAAUUCAACCUUCUUUGAUUUGGGGUUUCUUGAAGGAGCCUUUCAUAAAGAAUAAAACAGGAAAUGUCGAUGAAUCGAUUGAACUGUUUUUUAAAAGAAGGUUUGGUAAUUCUAUCUUAACUGAUUCAGUCAUAAGUGCCAUAAUCCAUGGAAUAUAUGCGGGAGAUAUAAACCAGUUAAGUAUAAAAUCGAUAUUCCCCUCCAUCAAGAAGUUAGAAGAUGAGCAUGGAUCAAUAAUAAAGUCAGUGUUAUUUUCCAAAAAGGAUAAGUCUAAGGAAAAGGAAUUAUCUCCUGCAUUAUCACAAUAUGAAACCUUAAUAUCACCCAAUGCAAAUUUGGUAAACAUUUUCAAGUCAUUAACCAACUUUCCUAUAAUUGCUAUGAAAGAUGGAUUACAGAAUUUACCCAUUACUAUUUAUCAAAAUUUAUUCAAAGAUUCAAACAUAACUUUUCAUUUCAAUUCGAAUAUCACCGAAGUAAAUCCAGCCAAUGGGGUUAUAGUCAAUGGUAAUCAACAAAACUCAUAUGAUCAUAUUAGAUCAACUAUUCCUAUCAAAUCAUUAGCCAAAGUGUUGAAAACAUCCAGUGAAGUACAACAAGACUUGAAAUCGUUGGAAUACGUGUCUAUAUUCUUAGUCAAUGUAUUUUCAACCAAAUCGAAUUUAAUCCCUAAGGGUAAGCAUGGGUUUGGAUUCUUAGUUCCUAAAUUAUCUUCGAAUCAUAAUGAUGCAAGUUUAUUGGGUGUAAUUUAUGAUUCUGAUGUUGAACAAAAUGUGAAACCAUUAAUUGAUGAUGUUUCUACGGUUGAUUCCUCCGAUAAAGAAUAUAAUAAGAUUACUUUGAUGUUGGGAGGUCAUUAUUAUAAUAAAAUUUCAAUCCCAUCUUCAUCUUUGAACAUCAAAAUUGUCAAGGAUAUUCUUGAAGAGUAUUUAGGCCUUGAUUUACAAAGUAAGAACUUAAUUAUCAGAGAUGAAAGUAAUAUUACUGAUAAGACGAUUAACGAAUUAAAUGAGAAUGAUUUAUUGAUUUCAUAUAACUUACAUAAUGAUUGUAUACCUCAGUAUAAUGUCGGUUAUGAUGAUUUAAAACAAAAAGUUUUAAGUGAAUUCAAUGAUAAUACAAAAUUAUCAUUUGGAGGUAUGGCAUUUGGAGAUGGUGUUGGUGUACCUGAUUGUGUAUUAAAUGGAUUAAAAGAUGCUUUAAAAUUAAAGCAAAUGUAA
Molecule: messenger RNA, 1623 nt
Organism: Scheffersomyces coipomensis
Lineage: Eukaryota; Fungi; Ascomycota; Pichiomycetes; Serinales; Debaryomycetaceae
Gene: HEM14
Product: oxygen-dependent protoporphyrinogen oxidase
Exons: 1
Coding region: 1-1623 (540 amino acids)
Biological process (GO): porphyrin-containing compound biosynthetic process
Molecular function (GO): protoporphyrinogen oxidase activity, oxygen as acceptor
Source: RefSeq, a predicted model, not a curated record